ACAACUUAUACCAAAGUUCAUGUGGAUAUCACUCAGAAUUAUCGGACCGACUGGUUAUAACGAUCGUCGGUUUAUCCCCUUGGGCCAAAUAGAAAUCGGCUGCUGCAAGAUGACAAUGCUCGUUACUCUAAUUUUGCUGGUCGAUGCCGGGCAUCUCAUCGCCGGCAGGUCAAGGUACCUGGCGAUACCCCUUGACGACGUAAAGAUAAUCGAAUUCAGCUCUGGGAUACCUUCUUUUAUGCCGAGAGUGGCACGCAGCGCCGAGGCCUACGUUCCUGUGGCCGUCGCGACGCUUCAGAACGAGGAGGUUGAACCAACUCCCAGGAUCGAACGUGCGGCCGCUCACUAUCUGGAUUACGUUGAUUUCGGUGGGCACACCGGAGAAAACGGCGCCUUUGGUUGGUACGCGGAUUUCCCGGCGCAGCAGUAACUAAUUCGCGAUAUAUCGGGCUCCCAAACUUUGGAAAGAUGCUUCGUAUUUAGUUAUAAAUUUAGACUUUUGUCGAAAUUUUUACUCCUUACAAACUCAGCGUAACAACAAAAAAGUGCAACCGCUUGCACGUGAUUGUCAGUCUCUUUGCGUUCGCAUAAUUCAGAUAAAACUGAGGCCAAAAUUAUCAGCUGAUCGCCUAGCUCGACGCCAUUUUGCUUAGCAGCGCUCAUACUUUGGGUACCACUAGUGCAGAUCUUUCUAUUUAAUUACGUUUUACACAAGUGAUUAACGUUUGGACUAGAGAAAUUUUCUAUUUUCUUGAAUAUUAUGAACAUUGAUCCGUCACGCUGCAGGUAUAAUAAUAGUUUAUUGUUGUUAACAUCAUGGUACGCAGAGUAAUUACAAUUUGCAAUGAAAUAAAUAUAGUGACAUCCAACAACGGUGAUAUUUCUCGAUUGACAUUUAAACAUUAUUAUGCAUAUUGUAUAAUAUAUAUAUAGGUAUGCGUAUAUAUUAUCAGUAUUUUCUUUACCUCAGUUGAUUUGAUAGAUAUUUU
Neodiprion fabricii is the source of this 989-nucleotide messenger RNA. RefSeq lists its product as uncharacterized. The transcript is spliced from 2 exons. The coding region runs from base 20 to 430 and encodes 136 amino acids. The record is from RefSeq and is a predicted model, not a curated record. Lineage: Eukaryota; Metazoa; Arthropoda; Insecta; Hymenoptera; Diprionidae.